AUGGCCACCAGCAACAAAACCCAGAUAUGGGCAACGUCCACGCCCUGCACUUCCGAUAGUGAGGGCAGCAAGCUACCCAGUCCUGAGGAUGUCGAACUUGGACAGGUUCGACAUGAGACACCACCAUACCACGUUUUCUCGAAGCGUCAAAAAUGGUUCAUAGUGUGCCUCGUCUCUUUGGCGGGCUCCUUUUCUCCUUUAUCGUCAAACAUUUACUUCCCUGCCAUAGACUCUAUAUCCUCAGAACUUGGUGUGAGCCAGUCUGACGUGGCACUCACGAUCAUGGUAUUCAUGAUUGUGCAGGGCAUAGCCCCAUCAAUAUUUGGGGCGAUAUCAGACGCCAAGGGGCGUCGCAUCACGUUUAUUACAGUCUUGGUAAUAUACAUGGGAGCGAACAUUGGCCUGGCCUUCACAUCGAGCUUCCCCAUGCUCAUGGCUCUCAGAGGAGUCCAAGCAGCAGGGUCCUCGGCCACUAUUAGCAUUAGUGUGGGCGUUAUCUCCGAUAUAUCUUCUGCUAAUGAGCGUGGAGGCUUUAUGGGAACCAAUGCCGGGAUGAGGAUGGUGGGCCAGGCAAUUGGCCCUGUUCUUGGUGGUCUGCUCAACAGUGCCUGGGGUUUCCGGAGCAUUUUCUGGUUCUUGUUCAGCUUUGGCGUUGUCGCUUCCCUUCUUUUGGUGAUUUUCUUGCCAGAGACACAGCGGGAAAUUGCUGGCAACGGCAGCAAUCCACUGUCCGGCCUACACAAGCCAAUUGUCGCCUUGACCAAGACGGCAAAGGUACCGGGUGCUGUGCCUACUCCGAAAACACGCCCGCUCAAUCUCAAGAAUGUGCUCAAACCAUUAACGCAUGUGUUUAAGAAGGACAUUUUCGUCCUUUUAUCAUGGGGGGCAGUGGUGUACACUCUGUGGAGCAUGGUUACAUCGUCAACCGCAACAGUCCUGCUGAAGGCAUUUCCGAGACUGACUCAGUGGCAAAUUGGUCUCUGUUUCCUGCCCAACGGAAUCGGAUGUGUGCUCGGCUCCAUUUCCACCGGGAGGCUCCUUGAUAAGACUUUCAAGCGCGUCGAGGCCGAGUACUGCGAGCAACGUGGCAUGGACUCCAUCGACAUCAAAAAGACCAUGGACUUUCCCUUCGAGCGCGCUCGCCUCCCGCUUAUGCCGUACUUUAGCUUCGUGUUCAUUGUCGCGCUGGCAUUAUACGGACCGAGCUACGACUUGAACGACCUGAGAAGGGAGUAUGCACCGAAUCUCAUCGCUUCGCUGGGCUUGCAGUUCAUCAUCGCGUUCACGGCGACGGCCAUCUUCAACAUCAAUUCCACCAUGCUGAUAGACAGCUUCCCAGACGGUGCGGCGGGCGCGACGGCCACGAAUAACUUGUGUCGCUGCCUUUUGGGCGCCGCUGGUGUCAGCGUGAUACAGCCGUUGAUGGACGCGGUGGGGAAAAACGGAAAAGUGACCCCUGUGAUAUUACAUACCAAGUUGAAUAUUCUUCCGAUUGGGUUGAAAGCCACGUAUCCAAUGCAAAGUCCCGAUUCAGAUGUUGCUAAAAAUGUCCCGAUUUAG
This is a messenger RNA of Beauveria bassiana ARSEF 2860, 1560 nucleotides long. Its product is annotated as MFS multidrug transporter, putative. The transcript has 4 exons. Gene Ontology annotation, molecular function: transmembrane transporter activity. NCBI's taxonomy places the organism in Eukaryota, Fungi, Ascomycota, Sordariomycetes, Hypocreales, Cordycipitaceae. Gene Ontology annotation, biological process: transmembrane transport. The coding region runs from base 1 to 1560 and encodes 519 amino acids. The record is from RefSeq and is a predicted model, not a curated record.